GGUCAGAUAUUUUCUGCCAAGAACCACCGUAUCUACCUCCUGGGCAAUCCUGUCAUCUUCUGGGGACUGCUUGUUAUCAAGGCCUUGUUCCUCGUGUUCUUCGUUAUACACAGGAUAAAGUUAAAGCGUGGUAUUCAAGUACCUGAGCCUAUCAAAGUGUACAAUGAGAAGAUGUUCCGGGCGUGCUGGUGGCUGCUGCUGGGCUGGGGGCUGCACUACCUGCCCUUCUGGGGCAUGGGCCGCGUCCUGUACUUCCACCACUACUUCCCCGCCUUCCUGUUCAGCGCCAUGUUCGGAGGUGUGAUGCUGGACUACCUGAUCACCCGAUUCUGUCUGACACUGCCGGAGAACUGGGCGGUGAAAGUAUUCCCCUGGCUGCUGGUGUUAAUCAUCUUUGUGCUGGUUGGCAGUUUUUACCUGUUCUACCCCCUGACGUUCGGCACAUCUGGUCCAAUGGCCAGUGAAGAAGGGUCCGUGAUGAGUGGCCUCAAGUGGAUGGACUCAUGGGACAUAUGAAAGAUGGUUGUGUGAUGUACGAAAGUUUCCUGAGUCCGAUUGAUGGUGUUGGCAGAGGGUAUCCUCCAAGCCAUUGCUGCAAUACAAGAUAAACCUGCCAGCAUAUUACAUUUACAAAACAAAUUGUCAUUCAACCAUCGUCAUCAUCAACGUGGUCCAACUUGAUAUUAUAUUUUCUUGAGCCUAAGGUCCUUUACAUGUUUUUGUGUGAACCAUACUGGAGUUCGGAAUGACAAUACUGGUCAUUUAUUUACAAAAUACUUAUUCUGUGUAGUUUUACUAUUUUAAUGGUUUUGUUAUUUUUUACAGAUUUUAUGAUCUGGUAUUUUGUACAUUUAACCUUAAGCAAACCUUAUACGGAAGUCAUUGAAUCCUCAAGUAACAGAUCAGUUCAGUUUGUUUUGUUUCCACCGUUCUCGUUCGGACAACAGUGGGAAAAUGGCAGCUGUGAUGAAGUGAUGUAGGAGUGAGUGAGUGAGUUUGGUUUUACGCCGCUUUUAGCAAUAUUCCAGCUAUAUCACG
This is a messenger RNA of Haliotis rufescens (red abalone), 1038 nucleotides long. RefSeq names its product protein O-mannosyl-transferase 2-like. Lineage: Eukaryota; Metazoa; Mollusca; Gastropoda; Lepetellida; Haliotidae. The record is from RefSeq and is a predicted model, not a curated record. Gene Ontology annotation, molecular function: dolichyl-phosphate-mannose-protein mannosyltransferase activity. The annotation marks the transcript as partial. Gene Ontology annotation, biological process: protein O-linked glycosylation via mannose. Gene Ontology annotation, cellular component: endoplasmic reticulum. The transcript has 4 exons.